Molecule: messenger RNA, 2130 nt
Organism: Colletotrichum karsti
Lineage: Eukaryota; Fungi; Ascomycota; Sordariomycetes; Glomerellales; Glomerellaceae
Exons: 4
Coding region: 1-2130 (709 amino acids)
Source: RefSeq, a predicted model, not a curated record
AUGUUCAGGCUCUCAAAGAACCUGAAGCCCAUAUUCCUUCUCGCCAACUCGAUUGCCCCGAUCACGACAAGCGCCUCUCAGAUCAGUCCCAUGCCGGCGUCUUUGAUCCUGGGUGGCAUUACGUGUAUUCUCUCUUCUUCCACUCGUUUGGAUGAAUACCAGGAGAAAGUGAUCGAAACGCUUGAGUGGAUGGGCGACGAAAUUGAUCUCAUCAAUCUAUACAGGAAAGACGGCCUUUUUAAAUUCCACGGUGAGGUGGAGUCGUUUGAAUUGAAGAUUGCCGCAGACAUCCUCAGGUUCUGUGCCCGAGUUGCCGACAUGUUCUACCAUAAAGAUGGUAGAGAGAGGAAUGGUAUUGUAUUCGCGUUGAAGGCGCAGUGCAAAGACUUUGACACCAAGUUUGGAGACAUUAAGGAGCAGUUCAAAUCUCACUUGGGCGCUUUGAAGAACCGCAGGAGCUUGGCCAAUGCACAAACAACACAAAAGACUCAUGAUAAGAUUCAUGCCAUCGGAAUCAUGCUUGACCAGCAAAUUUCAGAGAGAAGGGGGACUUUGGAAGUCCAAGUCGAAGAUGAUCUCAGGAAAGAAAACGAGCAGAGACGCCGCCGCCUUCUGAGUCUGAUCCCAUCCAUCGACUUUGGAGAGAUACAUGAAAACAACUUUGAGCGCGACGACGAGGUGCAUCCGAUGGCGUACGCUUACUGCACAUCUACUCAGUCCAAGACAAGGAUGACACUGAACAACCUCCUCGGCUGCAUUCUCGGACAGCUUUACAAAUACUUGCACCUUUCGGAUGGCGUUGAGAACCUCUUAUCCAAGGCAGACGUGGGAGUUAAGGAAGAGCUUUCCAGGACCGAAAUGAAAGAAGGCAUCAAAACGCCGUACAAGCCGAUCAACCACGCGUUCUGCACUUUCUCGCAAAUUCGACUCGAUAGUGGUGUCAACGACGAUGACAUUAAGACGUAUAUCUCGCAAACGGUCGAUGAGAUUAAUCCAGACCCGUCACCAGAAGAACUUGCUGGAUUUGCUGAUAUCAAGAAUCUCAUGUUCCGACGUGCAGGUGGUCUCUUUCUCUGGGUCCACUUCAGAGCGAAGCAGUUCAAGGAGAUCGGCACGGUUGAAGAUAUCAAGGAGGCACUCGAAGACACGACCGAGGGGCUCGAUGAGCUCUACGGCGAGGAAAUUCGGAAGGUUCUGAAUCAUCCGUCUAGAUUUGUGCGAGAUCGUGCGCUCAGGGCGCUCAUGUGGGUUACGAACUCUUACCGUUCGCUAUCCAAGUUAGAGCUGUUGGAGGCGCUUGCCAUGAAAUCACAAGGCAAGGGGUUGAACAGGUGUCAGAGACUUCCUCGAGACUUUUCAAUCAGCACUGAAUGUGCUGAUCUCAUCAACGAAGACCAUGGGUUUUAUCGACUUCGUCAUGCGUCUCUUAGGGACUUUCUCCUCUCGGAGCUUCCUAUUCUACAGGCCUAUGGUUCUCUUCAACAGGAAGCGCACACAAUGAUUGCCGACACCUGCCUCACAUACCUGAACCUCGAAGCUUUCCAAUCCACGUCUGUGGUUUCAAGAGGGGAUCUGAGACAGCUCCAGUCAGAGUAUCCAUUGCUGGACUACGCUGCAUCAUUUUGGGGUCAGCAUUUCGCUCAAGCUACCGUAGCCGGUAAGGAGAGACUGGACGAUGUCUUGAUUAAAGUGCUUGGGAACGACGUUGCGCUGAGGCUUUCUAUUCAGAUAGUCCGGUACGAAGAGUUUGAGCGUGGUCUCUGGUCACAAGGACAGCCGACGUCCCUCCAUGCUUUGGCCAUUUUCAACCUCGUGGAGAUUGCAGAAAGCAUGGGUCGCUUGAAAGCCUGUCUUCAACAGAGGGAUGAGUUUGAUCGGUUGCCUAUCGAGUAUGCGAUCCUGCACUCCAGCAGAGAGAUGGCGAUCUGGAUACUGGACAGAUGUCUCGAGAUCAAACCGGACACCACUAAAGCAUUCGAGCCCUCAUUUCUUGAGACCAGCAGACUACCAUUAUUACAUAAUUCUGCAGCACGGAACUGGGACGACGUGAUUCGGCGCUUGAUCGCGCUAGGAUUGGAUCCGAAUGAGUCUCCGCGGCAGGGCGCACUCCCCUACACCGGGCAGUCAUAG